Molecule: messenger RNA, 1889 nt
Organism: Myxocyprinus asiaticus (Chinese sucker)
Lineage: Eukaryota; Metazoa; Chordata; Actinopteri; Cypriniformes; Catostomidae
Product: coagulation factor IX-like
Exons: 8
Coding region: 68-1630 (520 amino acids)
Biological process (GO): proteolysis; blood coagulation
Cellular component (GO): extracellular region
Molecular function (GO): calcium ion binding; serine-type endopeptidase activity
Source: RefSeq, a predicted model, not a curated record
GCAGAUCAUGAAGGUAUAGAGACUGUUAAGAACAAUUUCUGCCUGAGAGGGAAUCAUCAUAGAGAAAAUGGUGAAGAUUUAUCCUAUUUUGAUAUGUGGUGUGCUGCUUGAAACCUGGCUCUCAUCUGCAGCUUCUGUGUUUCUGCCAAGAGAGCUGGCUGGGUCUCUCUUGAAAAGACAGAAACGCUUUAACACAGGUCGGCUUGAGGAGAUGAUGAAGGAUAACCUGGAGAGGGAAUGUAUUGAAGAACGCUGCAGUCUAGAGGAGGCCAGAGAGGUCUUUGAGCACCUGGAGCAAACCAGGAAAUUCUGGAUCUCUUAUAUCGAUGGAGACCAGUGUCAGUCGUCUCCCUGUCAGAAUGGUGGGAUUUGUAAGGAUGAGAUGAGUACGUACACCUGCUGGUGUCCAGCUGGCUUUAAUGGGAAGAACUGUGAGUUAGAGAUGAGAAAACAGUGUAAUGUAAAUAAUGGAGGAUGCAUGCAUUUCUGCUUUGUGGAUCCAAUCUAUGGAGCAGUGUGUGACUGUGCCGAUGGUUAUCGACUGGCCCUGGACAGCCGGACCUGUGAACCUACAGGGAAAUACCCAUGUGGACGUCUUGGGGACAUUGUUGGAUCUCUUAAAACAAGGUCCCUUACCAGUGCUGAGAAUGGAAAUCUAAAUUUCUCUGUCAGUCAUGCCAAUACAACAGACUAUAACGCAACAGAGAUUAGUCCAACAGAUAACACAACAGAGACUAGUCCUGCAGAUCCUCCUGCAGUGUACAACACUACCACUCCUCGUCCUAUGCUGGAAAACAUUAUCUCUUGGGCUUUCUUUCCUACUCUUCCUACUAUUAAAAAUGCAACAAAAAAUGUACAGCGGAUUGUUGGAGGCAAUGAGGCAACACCAGGGGAGAUUCCUUGGCAGGUGGUGUUAAUGCACAAGUUGAAUAAAAUGGCUUUUUGUGGAGGAUCUAUUCUGAAUGAGGAUUGGGUCAUUACAGCUGCACACUGUAUUGAAGAAAGGAUUGGAACUUUCUUCAUUAGAGCAGGGGAACAUGACAUUACAAAGAAGGAGGGAAAAGAGAGUGACUAUGACAUAGCCGAAUACCACAUUCAUCCACAUUACAACACUAAAAAAGGUCUCUUCAAUCACGACAUCGCCCUGUUGAAGCUCCAGUCACCCAUCCAAUUCUCAGACUACGCUCUGCCCAUCUGCCUGGGCUCUAAAGACUUCACAGAGAAGCUGCUCAGCAGCGCCCCUAAUUCCUUGGUGAGCGGUUGGGGAAGUCUGCGCUAUGGAGGUAUCGAAUCCAACACCCUUCAGAAAGUGGAAGUGCCCUACGUGGACCGGACAGAGUGCAAAACUAGCAGCACUGACAAAAUCACCCGCUUUAUGUUCUGUGCUGGUUACACUACAGCACACAAGGACUCCUGUCAAGGGGACAGCGGAGGACCCCAUGCCACCCACUAUCAGAACACAUGGUUCCUCACGGGCAUCGUUAGCUGGGGGGAUGAGUGUGCCAAGGAUGGAAAGUAUGGCAUCUAUACCCGUGUCUCCAGAUACAUGUACUGGAUAAGUAAAAUCACUGGCAUCAGAAUAGGACAUAUGUCCAAUAAUGAUAAAGAGAGCAUGGUGCAAACAUUAUAAAUAAAGCAACAAAAUUAUAAAAUUUAGAAAAAUCCAGUGCAGAAUUAGUUUUGAUUAUCAAUAUACAAUGAAUGCUCAUAGAUUGAUGUUUUAAUUGUUUUUUCAAUGAAUUAGAGUUCACAGGCAUUUCUGUACAGAUCACUGAUUUUACUAAUCAUCAUUCAACACAAAUGUAACAACCAAGAGAAAAAAUGUACACUUUGUGCUUGUACUGUACAUCUAGUGAAGUUAUUUUCAUACAUGAUUUACCACAAAUCAA